Chrysemys picta bellii (western painted turtle) is the source of this 2876-nucleotide messenger RNA. Its product is annotated as nucleobindin-1. Lineage: Eukaryota; Metazoa; Chordata; Testudines; Emydidae. Gene Ontology annotation, cellular component: endoplasmic reticulum-Golgi intermediate compartment; extracellular exosome. The record is from RefSeq and is a predicted model, not a curated record. Gene Ontology annotation, molecular function: calcium ion binding.
UCUGUAUGCAAACGAGGGGGCGGAGCAUCCGGGCGGCAGGAAGCGUCGUUUCCGCUGCUCUGUGUGUCGAGCGGAGCCGGAGUCGGGAGCGGGGCCGUCGCGCGAACUCCAGAAACCAUGCAGCUCUCCUGGCUUUUGGCCACCGCCCUGUUUGCCGCCGCGGCGUCUGUGCCCAUCGACCGACCCAAGGCAGAGAAGAAGGCGGAAGAGACACCCCCAGAACCGCCGGACACGGGGCUGUAUUACCAUCGCUACCUGCAGGAGGUGAUCAACGUGCUGGAGACGGACAGUCACUUCCGGGAGAAGCUGCAGGCGGCCAAUGCCGAAGACAUCAAGAGCGGGAAGUUGAGCAAGGAGCUGGACUUCGUGAGCCAUCACGUCCGCACCAAGUUGGACGAGCUGAAGCGCCAGGAGGUCUCCCGGCUCCGCAUGCUGCUCAAGGCCAAGAUGGACGCCACCAUGGAGCAGAACGUGCAGAUCGAUCACCUGGGGUUGCUGAAGCAGUUCGAGCACCUGGACCCCCAGAACCAGCACACCUUUGAGGCCCGCGACCUGGAGCUCCUCAUACAGGCGGCCACCAAGGACCUGGAGAACUACGACGCGGCCCAUCACGAGGAGUUCAAACGAUACGAGAUGCUGAAGGAGCACGAACGGCGCGAAUACCUCAAGUCCCUGGACGAGGAGAAACGGCGGGCGGAGGAGGCCCGGUUCCAGGAGUUGCGCCAGAAGCACAAGGAGCACCCCAAAAUCAACGUCCCGGGCAGCCGAGAUCAGCUCAAGGAAGUCUGGGAGGAGACAGACGGGCUGGACCCCAGCGAGUUCAAUCCCAAAACCUUCUUCAAACUGCACGACACGAACAGCGAUGGGGUUCUCGACGAACAAGAGUUGGAAGCACUUUUCACCAAGGAGCUGGAGAAGGUCUACGACCCCCGGAACGAGGAGGACGACAUGCUGGAGAUGGAGGAGGAGCGGCUGCGUAUGCGGGAGCACGUCAUGAAGAACGUGGACUUGAACCAGGACCGGCUGGUGACGCUGGAGGAAUUCCUGAAGUCCACCGAGAAGAAGGAGUUUAACGAGGCCGGAGGCUGGGAGACGGUGGACGAGACCCAGGUGUACUCGGAGGCGGAGCUGCAGCGGUUCGAGGCGGAGCUAGCGGCCCAGGAGGCGGAGCUUGGCCGGCGGGCGGAGCAACUGAAGCGCCAGCACCAGGACCUGCAGGAGCAGCAGGUCCGGCUGGACGCCCAGAAGAAGGAGUAUCAGCAGGCUGUGCUGCACAUGGAGCAGAGGAAAACCCAGCAGGGGGAGGCACCGGCAGAGGAGCUGAAAUUCCAGGCCCAGCCCCCGCACGCCGCCCCAGCGGAUCCGGCCGUGCCGGCAGCCCCAGGCCAUGCCCCUGAACAGAACCACGUGGAACCUCCCCAGAACCAGCAGCAGACGCCGCCACAGCCCGAAGUCCAGAUCCAGUGAAACCCUGUGUGAGCUGGACAUGGGGGGGGGGGGGCUCGUAUUGGCCCCGCCCCUCCCCCUCUUGGGCCCUGCCCCUCUUCCUUCCCCCCUGGCGCAGGGCUGGAGUCCUAGUAUAGCAUCCAGGCCAGGGGCUGGGCUGUCUGCAGUCCCUUUUUUGGCCACUGGGGGGUGACAUUGAGUCUUGUCUGUUUUCAGAGCAGGGGCAUUGGUUGGAGCUGGGGGCUUCCUGCCCCAUAGUGCUGCAUUGUGUUUCCCAGCUUCCCCCACUUGCCCGUGGGGGGCGGUGAGGGGCUGCUGCAGUGCAUGCUGGGUAGGCCCAGCUCAGUCUUUUCCCUUCCUCAUCCCACACACUAGCAGGUAUUCUGGAGGUGGAGUUGCAGUGCAGGAUGGGUAACCCCCCUGCCCCCCCCCCCCAAAUCCCCAUCAUAGAAAGCUGCCUUGCUAUUGGGUAGUGCAUUAUGGGUAACCCAGCCCCCCAUCAUGGAAAUAGAUUGUGCUAUUAGCGCUGUGUCCCCUCUGCCCCACCCCACCACACACACACAUGCCAAAAAGCCUCCUGCUUUUAAGGGGUGGGUCCUGGGUACUCCCCCCCAGAACCCAUCUCCCCGUGUUCGUGGAUGGGGAGUUUGAAGGGGGAAGCACUUGAGGUUUGGCGAAGGGGUGUGUGUCUGUCUUGAUUUGGGGUGGCAGGGAGCCCCCCCAAAAAAAUUCUCUCAGCUCCCACGUCUUUCCAUAUUGCUCGUGGGCCCCACUGCCCCAUCUUUGCUCCAUCUCCCCACCCUGUGCUGCUCGAGGUGAUGAAAUAGAUGAACCACCAUCGUCCUGAGCCCCUGGGUUUAUAGCACAGGGGGACAGACACCCCCCCCCGCCUUAAAAUCCUUCAUCCCCUGGCCACCUUCCUGAGCUGUGAGUGGGGUUCACUUGACGACUCCCCCCUCCAAAUUCUAGCUGCAGCCUUAACGCCAAUAGAAACAGGUUCAUUAAAUGUGGGAGGGUGGAGCUUCACAGGGGGCGGAGCUUCCCCUGAGCUGGGCGGACCCAACCAGACCGGGGGCAGGGUGUGAGCAGACCCAUGUUAGAAAUUAUGGGACGUAGCACCAGACUGUUUGAAUCAUGGGCAUUUUGGGGGAGAUGGGAUGGGACCUAGACCUGGCAGGAGUUUGGGAGUGAUCUGGUGGUGGGGGGAAUAGACCCCAUGACACCCCUAGCAGCACUUCCCAGCUGCUGUGGAACGAAACUGACCAGGCCCCUGGUGUCUCCCCAACUCUCCCCUCCAACUCAUACCAGCUUUAGGGGUGCUCUGCUGUCCCCCCAAAUCUGCAGUCUCUGCCCCGCAGCACGGGGAGCAGUUGUGUGUGUCUUUCUGCCUCACUGUUUUCCCCACAUAAAGGGAUAAUUUAAGACACAAA